CUCUGACUUCUCUCCAGCCUCCUUUUGCUUUCCUGCUCUGACUUCCCUCCUUCUGCUUUGCCGUCAUGCGUCUGGCUGCUCUGUCCGUCGUCUCCUUCCUCCACCUCCUCAGGCUUCAGAGCGGCGCUUCGUCAGACGCUUGGCCCGCCUCCUCUCUGUCGGGUUUUGAGUUUCCAGAGAUCGAUGGAUCUGCUGUGGACACCUGCAGGAUUUACAUCGUCUCCGACGCCACGAUGACAUCAACAUCAACAACAACAACAACAACAACAACAACAACGACACCCGUCACCAGGAAGCAGGUGGUGGAAACAACCAAGAAGCCGGCCGUCCAGCCGCCGCCAAAGAAACCAGAACCCAAAGACACCGGAGCACCAAUCAGGACACAACCAAUCACGAAUCACCACAUCGUCAGCCUCCUUCACCGCCUCCUGGCCAAUAGCAGAGCGCACGGGGCUGGUGUUCAGCCAAUAGGACGGCAGCCUCGACGAGGUCAAGCCAUGUCAUCGGACAGCGACGAAUCAGUGGCAACACGGAAAGUCGGUUCGGCUUCUUCAGACUCCAGCGACGAAUCAUAAAACCCAACCAGGAGCCAGCUUGGAACUUCUAGCAUUUUGUAAUUUUCGCUUUAAUAUUAUUACAGCUGGUAAAUAUGUUUUAGCGACAAUGUCUCAGGAUCUCACGGUGAAUUUUGCAGGACGUUGCUGUAUCCCCAAAACACAACCAAUCAUUCUUUGGUUUUUUAUUCUUUAUCAUAUCCAAAAGAGCUGCAUCAAUAGCAGAUUUUUUUUUACCAGUUGUUCUUUGCUGCUUUAAAAAGAUGUAAUAUAACAAAACCAAAAACGUUUAUUGUUAAUAAACAUGUUAAUGCACGACUAAA
Messenger RNA from Stegastes partitus (bicolor damselfish), 877 nucleotides. RefSeq names its product eukaryotic translation initiation factor 4 gamma-like. The transcript is spliced from 3 exons. NCBI's taxonomy places the organism in Eukaryota, Metazoa, Chordata, Actinopteri, Pomacentridae. The record is from RefSeq and is a predicted model, not a curated record. Bases 66 to 575 code for a protein of 169 amino acids.